Trichosporon asahii var. asahii CBS 2479 is the source of this 2400-nucleotide messenger RNA. RefSeq lists its product as uncharacterized. The transcript is spliced from 5 exons. NCBI's taxonomy places the organism in Eukaryota, Fungi, Basidiomycota, Tremellomycetes, Trichosporonales, Trichosporonaceae. Gene Ontology annotation, cellular component: cis-Golgi network; membrane; COG complex. Bases 1 to 2400 code for a protein of 799 amino acids. The record is from RefSeq and is a predicted model, not a curated record. Gene Ontology annotation, biological process: intracellular protein transport; intra-Golgi vesicle-mediated transport; Golgi organization.
AUGUCCCGACCCUCUACUCCGGGAGGCUUCAAUCUCCGCCGGCCACCACUGCCGCGGACAGCCUCGGGGUCGCGCGCUUCCACCCCACAGGUGCAGAAGUCGACCGUCAUCUCGCUAGAGGACUGGGAGUCCAAGGCACCUCUGACCGAUGAGCAGGUCAGCAGCAUUGCAGCUGUCAGAGAUCAGUUUGGGGAACGGCCGCUUCCUGACAAGUCUCGACCAAACACCCCAGCGUUAGCGAGCAUCAGACGGUUCAACCGGACACACUCCCGGACACCGUCCGCUUCGGCUGCUCCGUCAGCCCCGGGCACUCCGGUUGCCGGAACUUCUGCGUCAGCGCCGUCUGAUCCGCUUCACCCGACGUCGAUCGCAACAUUACAGCAGUUCCAUGACCACUUCGCGGCGUUGUCGCUGUCGGCGGAACAUGAGCAGGACAGCUUGUGCCGAGAACAUCUGGCUGAGAUCUCGGGACUGCGAGAGAAGUGUGACGGUCUCAUCCAGCUGCUGAAGGACGGCGAAACGGAAGUCGGAGACAUGUUGAACGCCUUGGGAUACGUCGAGGAACGGAGCGAGAGCUUGCGAGGGGCUUGCGAGGAUCUCCUUGAGGAACAGCGUGACUUCAAGGAUGCCGAGGUGUACCUGAUGCGGUACCAGCAGUGCAUGACGCGGAGUAUGACGCUCAUUCGACUGCACUUCGUGUCGACGGUGAAGGGGCUGGGUCAGGAAGUCGGACGAAGAAUGACCGACAAGUCACUAUCGGAAACGACGACGCAAGGUCUGCUAUACGCACGCUUUGCUGCACUUGCGCCGACGCUGCGGCCAUUGGUUGCGGAGCUCGAGCAGCGCAUCUCAUCGAGCAAGAAUGAGCUCACCCAGAUCCUCGCUGAUUGCCACAACGCAUGGGUGUCCACGCGACAGGCUCUGCUUGGCCCGAAGGUGUACGAAGAAGUCGGCCUAAUGAACCCGGGAGCAAGCGACCUCGUCGAGCUCACGAGCGCGGGUUGCAGCUACUUGAAGCAGACGUGUCUGGACGAGUUCAACCUGUUCAAGCAGAUCUUCCUGUCCGGCGAGACACAGCUCUAUGCGUACCUUGAGAGCCUGUGCGACAACCUGUACGACCAUAUCCGGCCGCGGAUCCUGUACGAGCCGUCCCUCACCGUGCUGCAGCAGGUCUGCACUGUGCUUCAGGCGUUGAUGGUGCCGGACGCGGACGAGGAGGAAGACGACGAGUUCACGCCGGGAGAGGACGUUUUCUCGCCGCCAACCGAGGAGUACUUUGGUACCAGCGGGCCGUUCAGCCCCCGCCCGAACAGCCUGCAGCGGAUGAGCUCACGCAUGUCGAGCAACUCGGGUGUAUCUAGCGCUACGCUGACGCGGCGGAAGCGCCGUCCGCUCGCGCGCCUGCACACCGAGGUGCUCCUGAACAUGGUGCUGCAGGAUGCCCAGGCGCGACUCGUGUUCCGCGCCCAAGCCCUCGUUCAGGCUGAGGUGGCGUACUACUCGCCUAAGCCCGCCGACCUGGAGUGGCCCGAGAAGCUGUCGGGGGUCAAGGCUGGUGAGCCGCUCGUGCAGCGCGCGCAGAGGGACGAGGAUGACGAUGACCCGCUCUUCAUGCACUUGCCUCCGGCCGAGGCGCAGGAGACGUGGUACCCGGCACUGCGGGUGACGCUCUCAGUUCUAGCAUGCCUGUACAGCUACAUCGACUCAUCUGUCUUUGUCAAUGUCGCGCAGGACACGGUGGUCGCGUGCCGUCGCUCCCUCUCUACCGCGUCCGAGCAGAUCGGCGCCAAGUCGCCCGCCGACGGGCAACUGUUCCUCGUGCGCCAGCUCCUGAUUUUGAAGGAGAUGACGGCCGGACUCGACUUUGGCCGCGCCUCCCGCGAGAGGCAGUGGGCAGGCAUGGGCGACUUCCUGCGCAGCCUGCUUGAGAAUGCUACGAGUAUUCUCGGAUACGGAGGUCGAGCCCCGCGCGUUGAGCCAGAUGCCAAGGCCGACCUUGAUGCGGCGCUGAAGGCUGCGUGCGAGGUUCUGAUCUCCCAGGCCAUUGCCUCUUCCACAGCCUCCCUGACACAAUUUAUCGAGAAGGCGGAAACAUUCCUUGCCACGCAUGCUGAGAAGGCGGACCUGAGCCAGGAGGAGUGGGCCACGCCUGCUGCCGUCGAGCAGCUCACAGAGGAGUUUAGGAGGACCACCCUCGAGGAUCUCGAAAAGUGGAAGAGCCAGCUGCGCCUGUACCUCCAGGACGAGGAGACGGUGCGCGUGCUCCUUCCCCCAGCACAGGCUGGGAUUGUCGAGUCGUACGCGCAGUUCCACGACCUGAUUCGGCGGCAUUACGACUUCAGCACGGCAUCGCGCCUCCCCACGCCGUCGGCUGUUGCCGCUCAGCUGAGGGGCGAAUAA